CGGCCAUGGAGAGCCCCGCCGAGAACCCCAGCAAGGCGGCCGAGUACCUGAAGGAGCUGAACAAGAUUAUCGAGACGCAGCAGGAGCUGCUGGAGAAGCAGAAGCGGAGGAUAGACGAGCUGGAGCAGCAAGUGGCCAAGUUGUACCACGAAAAUGCCUGCCUGCAGGACGAGCAUCACCGGCACCUGGCCACAUGCCGGCUCCAGCAGGGCGUCCUCCCCGCGCCCCCGGGGGUGCUGAGCGCCAUCCAGGAGAACGCCAGGCACGAGAAGUCUGAAGGUGACAGCUCAAGAAGCCUCAGGUAUGUGUACAUCAUCUUGAUGCCUUUGUUCUAA
Sturnus vulgaris (Common starling) is the source of this 335-nucleotide messenger RNA. The record is from RefSeq and is a predicted model, not a curated record. NCBI's taxonomy places the organism in Eukaryota, Metazoa, Chordata, Aves, Passeriformes, Sturnidae.